AUGUCCGCGUAUCAGAUGAUAAAACAACAUACAAACUCUUUGAUAGGUUACUUCAUAAUCUCAUCAAAUUCAGUACAAAGCAUACCAGUGAUUGCUUACCAAUCGUUCAAAUACCCAAGCUGUGAUUCAAUUGUUACUUUAAUUGGUUCCGGCGAAUUAUAUGCAAGCUGCAAAGAGUCUAAUACUACAUAUAAGCUCAACACUACUAAAAGUGUAUGUAUGUAUUAUGCUUUUAAGAAAGAUACAGCUACAGCUCAUUCUAUUGUUCAAGGAACUCUUAAAGGAAAGUAUUAUGACCAUGAAGGCCAGAAAGUUGGCAACACGGAUGCCAUUACAACACCUUUUGUCGUUGUUGUUGAUAAUCCAAAUACAUUUUGCAAUUCAGACCUCGCAGGUGCAAAUGUUACUGGUGCCGAAGGAAUCCUUAGCCUUACAUUAACACAAGACGGCGCAACAAACUUUACAUACAUUGGAAAAGCUAAAGGAAUUAAUAUGACCAUGAUUAUCAUCAUUGUUGGUACAAUUAUCGGCAUUGCAUUAAUUGUUAUACUUGUUGUAGUUGGUAUUUGCAUCUACCACUGCGUUAGCAACAAACCAGUCACAUUUCCAGACCAACCUCAGCUCGAACUUGGUAUGAUUGAAGUUCCACCGAAGGAAUACAAUCCAUACGAAGGAAAGAAUCCAUUGGCUGCUGCCCAAGAUAAAGUUGUUUAA
This is a messenger RNA of Trichomonas vaginalis G3, 714 nucleotides long. RefSeq lists its product as uncharacterized. NCBI's taxonomy places the organism in Eukaryota, Parabasalia, Trichomonadida, Trichomonadidae. The transcript has a single exon. The coding region runs from base 1 to 714 and encodes 237 amino acids. The record is from RefSeq and is a predicted model, not a curated record.